Messenger RNA from Cheilinus undulatus (humphead wrasse), 3510 nucleotides. It is a transcript of the gene polh, whose product is annotated as polymerase (DNA directed), eta. The transcript is spliced from 10 exons. The coding region runs from base 125 to 2323 and encodes 732 amino acids. Gene Ontology annotation, biological process: response to radiation; error-prone translesion synthesis. Lineage: Eukaryota; Metazoa; Chordata; Actinopteri; Labriformes; Labridae. The record is from RefSeq and is a predicted model, not a curated record. Gene Ontology annotation, cellular component: site of double-strand break; nucleus; replication fork. Gene Ontology annotation, molecular function: damaged DNA binding; DNA-directed DNA polymerase activity.
UCUGCGCGAAAUACAAAGCAGCAGGAAGAGGGGUACCACUCAGCACUCGGUUAAAUUUAAGUUUGUGGGAAGACCUCCCCGGUACCCUGACCUGUUUGGGGUUUAAUUCGUCUUCUUCUCCGUGAUGGAGUACGGAAAAGAAAGGGUGGUGGCGUUAGUGGACAUGGACUGUUUCUACGUCCAGGUGGAGCAGAGGAUCAACCCAGAUUUGAGAAAUACCCCUUGUGUGGUGGCCCAGUACAAGACGUGGAAAGGAGGCAGUAUCAUAGCUGUGAGCUACGAAGCUCGGGCCCAUGGUGUCACAAGGAACAUGUGGGUGGACGAUGCAAAAAAACUGUGCACAGAUCUCCAGGUGGCACGAGUGCGUGAGUCUCAUGGCAAGGCAGACCUGACACAUUACAGAGAAGCUAGUGUGGAAGUGAUUGAGGUGAUGUCCCGCUUUGCUGUGAUUGAGAGAGCCAGCAUAGAUGAGGCCUACAUGGAUCUGACUGCUGCUGUACAGCAGAGGCUGAAAACGAUGACCGACAAACACAUUGAUCCACAGCUGCUGAAGACAACCUACAUUCAGGGGUUCCCACAAAACCAGGAAGCAUCUGCAGAGGAAGCUGCCUUAGAUAAAGAGGAGCAGAGGUCCAGAGGUCUCCUCCAGUGGCUGGAAUCCUCGUCUGUUGCCCUACUUGGAGGGCAGACUUCAGCAGAACUGCAGCUAACUGUGGGUGCACUCAUUGUGGAGGAAAUGAGGGCAGCAGUGGAGAAAGUCACAGGUUUCCGUUGUUCAGCAGGGAUAUCACACAACAAGGUUUUGGCCAAACUAGCCUGUGGUCUAAACAAGCCUAACAGACAAACUGUGCUGCCUUUGGACUCAGUGACAGAACUUUUCAACUCUCUACCCAUCAGCAAGAUCCGCAACCUGGGGGGUAAACUGGGAGCCUCCAUUACAGAAACUCUUGGAGUAGAAAACAUGGGAGAUCUUACUGGCUUCACUAAGGCACACCUAGAACAACACUUUGGAGAAAAGACAGGUCAGUGGCUGUACGAUUUAUGCCGGGGAAUUGAGUUUGAAGCAGUGAAACCCAGACAGCUUCCCAAGUCCAUUGGCUGCAGUAAAAACUUCCCUGGGAAGACCUCGCUGGCUACAAAAGAGCAGGUUCAGUACUGGCUUCAUCAACUGGCCUUAGAGCUGGAGGAGAGACUGACCAAGGACAAAGAUGCGAAUGGUCGAGUGGCUAAGUUACUGACAGUCGGUGUGCGUCAGCUCGGAGAUAAGAAGCAGAGCAGUUUCUCUCGCUGUUGUGCUUUAGUGCGCUAUGAAGCCACCAAAAUAUCAACUGACAGCUUUGCCAUUAUCAAGAGUCUCAACGCAGCAGGGAACCACCAGGCAGCAUGGUCUCCACCCCUCACGAUGCUCCAUCUCUCAGCGAGCAAAUUUAAUGAUGCCCCGUCAGCAGGGGGCAUUGCAGGCUUUCUCUCCAGCAAUGUCCCAUCAACCCAGCUCUCCACACAGCAACCAUCUCAAGUGAAAAAUGACUUGGCAUGCAAACAACCCAGCGCCAUCCAGUCCUUCUUCCAAAAAGCAGCAAAGAAACAAAGUCAGAGGGUUAAAAAAGAUGUGGAGGAGGAGGAUGAAGAUGAAGAUUUCACAAUUAUCCAAUCAACGUCACUUAAAACCUCCGCUACUGAUACUCAGUUGGAGACAGACACCAAAAGGCACGUUUCUCAAUUGUCUUUCUCUCACUCAAAAAAUGGGCUGCCAAGCCCCAAUUCUGGCAUUUCCUCUUUCUUCCAGAAGAAAAGUCUUGAAAGAAGCUCGCAGACCUCUUCUCCAUGUAGUAAGGUGGAAGCAGGACAGGCUUCUGAGCUGGAUGUUGAGGAAGACGUUGAAGAUGCUGAUCCUGUUGUUUCAGGCUUACAGGAGCAGCACACCUCAGAGAUUACACCUCACAAGUUGCUGUGUGAAACAGUUGACAACGACACUGAUCCAGAGAUAAAUAACCCUCCUCCAAAUGUGGCCACAGAAGACCUGAUAACUUGUGAGCGCUGCGGUAAAGAGGUGCUGGUCUGGGACAUGCCUGAACACAAUGACUAUCACUUUGCUCUAGACCUCCAGAAUUCACUCUCCUCAUCCACCAGUGCAGCCAGCAUCUCUUCUCCUGUUUCUGCUUCUUCUAAUGUCUCUCCAGCUCCUCUUAGAGUUGGAGCAGCAGGCACAGCCCAGUCCUCCAGAGGAAAGACAAAAGGCAGAGGCCAGUCGGGACCACAACCAAAGAGGCAGAAAUCAGGAGGAAGUACAGGCACACUGGAUGCCUUUUUCAAGAGGAACUGAAUUUUUGCUGCAUUUUUAUUAGGAAAAAUAAACAUUUGUAAUAAUGCAUAUUUAUCAUUAAUAUGUUGAUCUAAUGUAUUUAUUUGAUUUUGUGCAUUUGCCUAGAAAAUGUGAAGCCAUAUUGAGAAGGAUAUAAAACACAGAACUUGUUUGAAUGUAUAAUAGUUAGGGUCACAGAUGUUUAUGUACAUACAUAAAGUAUGGACCAAAUAUUGGGAUUAAAUGAAUGUUAAUUUGAAAUUUUUAAUUUUUAAAUUAAAAUAUGUUUUUUAAAUUUCAAAUUAGCAAAUAAUUUGACCCACUAUUGCCUCUUUAAGAAAGGAAUUACUUGAAGGAGCAUUUUACAUCAGUAUUAGUAACAAAAUUUUAAACUUCAAUGAGUUCAGUAAAAAUGUAUUGAAGGCUAGAAGCACUAAGCAGCAUGCAUUCAACUUUUUUUACUCUUGCUUCUUUAGUAAGGAGUUAAUUUCUCAAGAUCUUGAAAUAACUAAAUUAGACUUUCAAACAAGCGUUUGUAUCCUGAGACAAGUCAGUGAAAAAUGUGCUUGUUUUUACAGGAAAACUGAAAUUAAAAUGUAGGAGGUGUGGCUAUUAAGUUAUGAGACGGCUUAUGAGAAUAAAACCAGGUGAUUCACGGUCAGUGUUAUAUAUUGAAGGUUUCGUUUUCAUACACAACACCUGCAAGCUUAUAACAAGUGAUGUCUUUAGUUCACUGCUAGCUACUGGUUGAAGUGCACAUGUUUUUGCUAAGGCAUCUGAGACUCCUGGUCAAAAGGAAAAUGCAAGCUAACUUGUGUAGACAUUUUGGAACAAAUUAAAGGAAACCCACAUUUUUUAGGAGUGAUUAUGUGCGAUGAAAAUUUGAUCUGCAAAGAUGAUCCUGAGACAAGACGGCAGUCAAUGCAUUGUUAAACACCAUCACUGAGGAUGAGAAAAGCACGACAAAGCAAGUCUAAAUUCAAGGCCUUGUUGAUUUUCUUUGACAUCAAGGGUAUUAUUCAGGAGGAGUGGGUUCCAGAAGGGUCAACGGUGAAUCAACACUAUUACAAACAGGUUCUGGGAAAACCGCGAGAAAAGUCCAAAGAAAGAGGCCACGACUGUGGAAAAUGGUUUUUUUUCUUAUCAAGACGAUGCAUCAGCAGUUUCUGAAAAAUAAAAUCGCAGUGCUUGAUUGCCCUGCCUGUCAA